Molecule: messenger RNA, 1056 nt
Organism: Solanum dulcamara
Lineage: Eukaryota; Viridiplantae; Streptophyta; Magnoliopsida; Solanales; Solanaceae
Exons: 6
Coding region: 81-899 (272 amino acids)
Biological process (GO): protein retention in ER lumen
Cellular component (GO): membrane
Molecular function (GO): ER lumen protein retrieval receptor activity
Source: RefSeq, a predicted model, not a curated record
UCAUCGACGUAUCCGAACGCUCCAAUUUUCCGUUGAUAGUCGAUUUUGUUUUCUUCGAAUUAGCACAUCAAGAAAGCAGUAUGAAGGCGCCGAGGAGGCCGAUCCACGCCGUGUCAACAUGGGUUAAACGGCAACCUCCAAAGGUAAAGGCUUUUCUGGCGGUAGUCGCCGGCAUGAUGAUUCUGGUGCUGCUACGUGCCAUUGUCCACGAUCACGACAACCUUUUCGUCGCCGCCGAGGCUGUUCACGCCAUCGGAAUCUCUGUCCUUAUCUAUAAGCUCACGAAAGAAAAAACUUGUGCUGGGAUUUCACUCAAAUCCCAGGAGCUCACUGCUCUGUUUUUGGCUGUCAGACUGUAUUGUAGUUUUGUCAUGGAAUAUGAUAUACAUACCUUACUUGAUUUAACUACAUUGGGGACAACCUUAUGGGUUAUUUUUACGAUCCGAGUAAAUCUUGAAUCAAGUUACAUGGAGGACAAAGACAAUUGUUCAAUUUAUUAUGUGGUGAUCCCUUGUGCUGCCUUAGCCUUGCUAAUUCAUCCAUCAACAUCACAUCACUUGAUCAAUAGAAUCUUCUGGGCUUUCUGUGUUUACUUGGAGGCGGUUUCUGUGCUUCCUCAACUUCGUGUAAUGCAAAACACUCAGAUAGUUGAACCAUUCACAGCUCACUAUGUAUUUGCCUUGGGUGUUGCGAGGUUCUUAAGUUGCGCUCAUUGGGUUCUCCAGGUUUUGGACAGUAACGGCCAUCUACUAGUAGCAUUAGGUCAUGGUUUAUGGCCUUCAAUGGUGCUUAUAUCUGAAAUUGUUCAGACAUUCAUCUUAGCAGACUUCUGUUACUACUACGUUAAAAGUGUUUUCGGAGGACAGCUGGUUUUGCGCCUUCCUUCAGGGGUUGUGUAAUGCUAGUAAUGGACAAAUUUUGCGUACCACACUUGCUUAUUAUUUUGUAUCCUACACAAGUCCAACUUGGUCUAGAUUCUCCAGGGGCAAGAUCAAGAGUGGAUGUUUUUGUAAAGCUAGCACUAUCUAAAUUAAGUAGUUAAUUUUGUGGCAAUCA